Elephantulus edwardii (Cape elephant shrew) is the source of this 249-nucleotide messenger RNA. RefSeq names its product cytochrome b-c1 complex subunit 8-like. NCBI's taxonomy places the organism in Eukaryota, Metazoa, Chordata, Mammalia, Macroscelidea, Macroscelididae. Gene Ontology annotation, biological process: mitochondrial electron transport, ubiquinol to cytochrome c. The record is from RefSeq and is a predicted model, not a curated record. The transcript has a single exon. Bases 1 to 249 code for a protein of 82 amino acids.
AUGGGCCGCGAGUUCGGGAACCUGGUACGGAUGCGGCAUGUGAUCACCUACAGCCUGUCGCCCUUCGAACAGCGCGCCUUCCCUCACUAUUUCAGCAAGGGGAUCCCCAACGUGCUGCGCCGCACCCGGGCGUCCAUGAUGCGGGUCUUGCCCCCAUUUGUAGUGUUUUACCUUGUCUACACAUGGGGCAACGAGGAGUCUGAGAAAUCUAAAAGGAAGAAUCCAGCUGCCUAUGAAAAUGACAAGUGA